AUGGCGUGGCGCCAGCUCCUCCCGUCUCACUCGGGGCUCCUGCCUUUGUGCGCCGCCACGGGCGGCUCGCUCUUGGCUGCUCGCUCGAUUGCCCGCUGCUCUGGGGCCGACGCGUCCGCUGCGGGCCCGUCGAUCCACGCACACUCGUACAGUGAUGGACACCAACGACGCGCCCCUCGAAUGGUUAUCGGAGACCCUGAUGAGUUCGCCCGCAAGAUGAGGAAGUUCACGCGCGACGGAGCGGACCAGUUGCUGGUGAUCGCCGACUUCGACCGCACGCUGACGCCGUACUACAAGCAGCGCAGCGACCCCAAGGCGCCGCUGCAGCAGGAGAGCAGCAGCCACGGCCUGCUCAUGACCAGCAGCGUGCUGCAGCCGCAGGUCUGCGCGGGGGAGCAGGAGCUCUUCGCCAAGUUCUACCCCGUGGAAAUGUCCCCGACGCUCUCGGACGAGGAGAAGCUGCCCUUCAUGGAGCAGUGGUGGAACAGCGCCCACGCGUUGCUGGUCGAGUACAAGCUGACCCAGGAUCAGGUACAGCAAGCGGUGGCUCUCGGCUCGCUGAGCUUCCGCCAGGGCUUCCACCCGCUCCUCAAGCUGCUCCACGACCAGCAGGUGCCCACGCUCGUCUUCUCCGCGGGGCUCUACGACGUCAUCCACGCUGCGUUGGAGCAGGAGUUCGCAGCUGAGAGUAAGCGUAACGGAGGAGUUCAAGGGGGUAGGGAGGCCAGCGACCGAGUGUUCACGCCUAGCAACGUGCACGUCGUGUCCAACAUGAUGCGGUUCGACGCCAACGGGGUCAUCGAGGGCUUCGACGGAGCGCUCAUCCACUCGCUCAACAAGAGCGCGCGCGUGCUUCUGGACUCGCCCUUCUGGCACAGCUGCGAGCUGGAGAAGCGACGCAACGUGCUGCUGCUUGGAGACUCGAAGGGCGACGUCCAUAUGGCCGAAGGACUGGACGAAGAGGAGAUCAUCCGGGUCGGCUUCCUCAACGUGCAUGUGGACGAGGCGCUGGACGAGUAUCUGGAUCUGUACGACGUGGUGUUCACGCACGACGCGAGCUUGGUGCCCGUGCAGAUGCUCGUCGAGCAGAUGACGGCGGCGGCGAAGAAGAAGAAGUAG
Phytophthora sojae is the source of this 1119-nucleotide messenger RNA. RefSeq lists its product as hypothetical. The record is from RefSeq and is a predicted model, not a curated record. Gene Ontology annotation, molecular function: 5'-nucleotidase activity; magnesium ion binding. The coding region runs from base 1 to 1119 and encodes 372 amino acids. NCBI's taxonomy places the organism in Eukaryota, Oomycota, Peronosporomycetes, Peronosporales, Peronosporaceae. The transcript is spliced from 2 exons. Gene Ontology annotation, cellular component: cytoplasm.